Molecule: messenger RNA, 3116 nt
Organism: Rhopalosiphum maidis (corn leaf aphid)
Lineage: Eukaryota; Metazoa; Arthropoda; Insecta; Hemiptera; Aphididae
Product: peroxidase-like
Exons: 12
Coding region: 64-2766 (900 amino acids)
Biological process (GO): response to oxidative stress
Molecular function (GO): peroxidase activity; heme binding
Source: RefSeq, a predicted model, not a curated record
CCGUCCGUACGCGACUGUGCGCGGUUCAUUCUUCAGUAGACGUCCGCACAUUCGAACCGCAACAUGACGCGAAUGAUUGCGUUACCGUUGCUCUUGCUGCUGGCCGCUGUGGCGGUCCGCACCCAACAGCAACAGCAGCCUUUCCUCACGGAAAUAUUCCCCGAACAGCUUGAACAACAGCAGCUACAGUUCCAACAGAACCAGGUACAGGUGCAGUUGCAGCAGGUGCAGCAGGCACUUGAGGCCAGGCCGCAGGACCCCGGACUCCGGGAUUCGCUGUUCCAGCAACAGCAACAGUUCGUGCAGAUGUUUCAGGACAUCCAGCGGCAACAACUGGUCCUCCAGCAGAGGAUACAGGACAGGCUCAGAGGUGCGCAAACCGUACCGCAACCUGUGCAGCCCGUACAGCCCGUACUGCAGCAGCAAGUGCAACCGGCACCGCCAGUCGAGCAACCAUUCAGGAAAUCACCUAGUACCCAGGGAUUGUGCAAGACAGCGAACGGUGAAUUGGGAUCGUGCCGGCCACUGGUCAGUUGUUUGUUGUUUUACGCCGAACUUCCCGAAAUCAAAAGACAACCGUGCAAGUUGGCGGUCAACGAAUUUGGCGUGUGUUGUCCUUUUAAAAGCCUUAAUCCAGCCAACAACCAACAGACGUCGGCUGCGACCACAGUUACCGGCGUGAUCAGAGCACCGCCGCCGCCGCCCGUCGAAAUACCACCAUUCACGCCGGAACAGUUAAACAUCGCCGCGACAAACGCGCUGCAACGCUUAAACGAGCGACGGGUACUUGUUACGUCUCUAUUUACGAAACGAAUACUGGUGCCCACAGGCAGUGCCGCAGCAUGGCACCAAGAGCUCUUCCCGACCACCAACGAGACCCUCACAGAAGGUGAACAGGCCCAGAAAUCCGUGGAUGCCAGCGUGGGGCUUGUAAACGAUUUCAACUUGACACGUGAGCAAGGUACAUUUGCCUUACCGAGUUUCAGUAUUCUCGACACAGUACUUGGCGAUACUUGUCCUAGGACAUCAUUUUGCCAACCUCAUAAAUACAGAUCAACUGAUGGGUCUUGUAAUAAUAUCCAACACGAGCUUUGGGGGCGAGCUAGCACGGCUUUACAGAGAAUUCUUCCUCCAAAAUAUGGAGACGGUGUAAAUUCUCCGAGGUCGAGAGCAGCCAACGGGUCGCCGUUGCCAAGUGCGAGACAAGUGAGUGUCACAUUUACGCAAGAUGUGGAUUCGCCGUCUGAAAAUUACACAAUGCUGUUAAUGCAAUGGGGACAAUUCUUAGACCACGAUACAACGCAUACACCCAUAAGCAGAGGUCAAAUGGGUAGUGGGAUAUCGUGUUGUAGAAAUGGACGAGAAAUCGAAAGUUCUCUACGCCACCCGGACUGUUUCCAGAUAGAAAUCCCCCGUAACGAUCAUAUGUUCGCGCCUUUUGGCGAGAGGUGCAUGGAGUUCGUCAGAUCACUACCAGCGCCACGUCCCGAAUGUAAUUUUGGACCCAGGGAACAGAUGAAUCAAAUCACCGCUUACCUCGAUGGAUCUAAUAUAUACGGGUCUUCGCUGGCCACUCAGCAAAGCCUCCGAACGUUCCGAGGUGGUAUGCUCCAAUCACAAAAUAUCAGAGGAAAGCAGCUUUUACCGGGAAAUCCUUCCGAGUGUUCCGACGAUACCGGCAGAUCUGCUUGUUUUAAGGCGGGCGACGGACGCGUAAACGAACAAAUAGAUUUAGCUCUUUUGCACACCAUUUGGCUGCGUGAGCAUAAUCGUAUCGCUUUCGAGUUGUCCCGACUAAACCCUCGUUGGAGCGACGAAGCAAUAUUCCAAGAAACGCGAAGAAUAAUCAUUGCUCAGAUACAACACAUAACCUAUAAUGAAUUUUUGCCGAUCGUUUUAGGUAGAAGUUAUAUGGCCAAAUUUGGGCUAUCUCCAGCAGAAAAUGGGUGGACAAGAAAUUAUGAUCCAGAGUUAAAUGCUGGAAUAACCAAUGCUUUUGCGGCAGCUGCUUACCGAUUCGGUCACACACUUAUUCAGGGAAACAUCCAUGGUUAUGGAAAAUUUGGUAACAUCAGAGAAAAUCUUGUACUCAGCAAACAGCAUUUUGCACCAUUUAGUUUAUACAAAGAAGGAGCUUUAGAUGACUUUAUCAGAGGAAUAUCUUUCCAAAGCUCUCAAAAUUUUGAUAGAUUCUUUACUAGAGAAAUCACUGAUCAUUUAUUCCAAGGUAAUCUAAAUUUUGGACUUGAUCUAGUAGCAUUAAAUGUACAAAGAGGGCGUGAUCAUGGUUUACCACCGUACAAUGAAUGGCGACAAGUAUGUGGGUAUGAAAAAGCAAGAAACUGGAACGAUUUAGAAGAAUAUAUGGAACCACAAACUAUUAUUAGACUCGCACGAUUGUACAGUUCAGUAGACGAAAUAGACUUAUAUAUUGGAGGAGUUUCAGAAAAACCGUUGAAAGAUGCUCUAGUAGGCCCUACUUUUGUAUGCAUCAUUGGAGAUCAAUUCUCUAGACUUAGACGUGGUGAUAGAUUUUUCUAUGAAGAAGGCGGUCAUCCAUCUUCCUUUGAUCAAGUUCAACUACAAGAACUCAGAAAGAGUAGUUUAGCAAGAUUAUUGUGUGAUAAUUCUGAUGAUAUGGCUCUCAUUCAACCAUUAGCUUUUUUAAAACCAUCAUUUUUGAAUCAAAGGGUAGCUUGUGCAAGUUCUUCUAUACCAAAAGUGGAUUUAAGAGCAUGGGCUGGAGAAAGAACAGCAGUACCAUAAACUUGAGAUCAUAUUAAUAUCCACCAUACCAAUCAAAUUAUAAAAAUGCUAUGAAAAAAGGAAAUUAAAGAACAGGCAUUCAUGCAACAUGUGAUCUAUCACACAACUUAGAAUUUAAUAAUAUCUAAUCUAUCAUAUACUAUAAAAUAUAUUAAAUUAGUUGUUAUGGUCAAUUUAAAAAUCAAAAUUUAGUAGAAAAUGUGUAUGACGAAUCGUCUAAAUGUACAUAUAUAUAUGAUUGAUACUAGGUACCAAUCAAUAUAUAAAUUUGAUGAUAUUUUUAUCAAUUUAAUACAGAAUAUUCAUAAAGUGUAGGGUUAAAUUUAAAAAAAUAAAAUUGCAGUGUUAUA